CAAAUAUUGGACAUGUAUCAUGACUCCAUCUUGUCACCAGCGCUGACUUCCUCUUUCCGAUCCCUUCCAGUGGCUUCGUCUCUUAGUCGUUGGAGUAAUGCUCGUUGUUUCUCGAUGCGAUUUUCAAGGUCACGGAUCUCAUCGUUCUGUUCAGCGAUGGAUCGGUCCAUGUCCGGGAGCUCUCGGACCUGCGCGCGAGCACGCUGCAGCUUGUGUUUCAGGCCAUCAGUGGCUCCAGGGACAUCUUUGAAAGACAAUGUAGGUCCAGAGGCGUUGUGACCGGUGGUCCCCGGUGCAGGCUCGGUAGUGAUUCCAGCCGACGACUGAAUACCGGCGCGGACGCGGGCGAGGACGAGAGAGAGCUCGGAAAGGGCGUCUAGAGUAUCCGGAGAGAACGUGGGCGGGAGGGCCAAUGGGUGUGGGCCAGAUGCGGAUGCAGGCGCAGAUGCAGAUGAUGGAGACAUGGUCUGUCGUUUUAUGAUAUGACUCGAUUCUGCUUUGACCGCUCGAGGGCUCGCUCGGAAAGAAUGGUGGGAGAGAAUCAGGCGAGCUCGGGGAAAUCGGCCAAGUGGAUUCUUUCAGCCUUGCAUAAAGGCCCGUAAUAGCGUCGAGUUUUAUCACAGAUGGUGGUGGGCAAAUGGAAAAGAUCGAUUGGGCCGAUGGGCCGUUUUGUUGUUGGGUUGACGGUCCGAAAGAGAGGGAAAAAAGGCCGGAGACUGACAGUGUGAGCUCAUCAUUGCACGGUACAAAAUGGGUCUUUACAUACACAACGCACCGUGUGAAUACAAAUCAUGGCUGGUGAGUGACAUGACAUAAACCCCCACUACUACAACGUGUUUCCCUGCAAAAUCAUCUGUCGUGUCUGGGCCCAUCAAAUCACGCAUCAUUUCUUUUACUCAAGACAGGCCCGAGUUACUCUCCGUCUUAUCCUUAUCUUCCUAGAGCCUCUUCUUUAUACCUCGUCUAUUUCUUUCUCUUUUUCCCUGGUCCCCUUCUUCUUUCCUUUCAUUGCUUCAGUGCAAGAAAAAAAAGAACCAACAAACAGUAGUCAUCAUGUCCAAGACUGAUCAAAAAGCCUGCCUCACAACAGCGCUGCAAUGGCUCGUUAUCCUGAGCAACGUUUGAAGACAACUACUUCCGUCGCUCAGGAAUUGCCAAUUGUCUCGCGACCAGAUUGGAUUGUUACAUUGUGUUUCGUCCUCAUAUACUUGGAAUUGGCCUGGCUAAUCAUGUUGUUUUUGCAUUCUUAUAGUCGUCAUUGACGGUUGGGGCAUUCCCUCUGCCGACAGCCCCAAAGACGGCGAUGCCAUCACCAACGCCAAGACCCCCGUUAUGGACGCUCUCUACAAGGACUCCAAGGGCUACACUGAGCUCGAGGCCUCAUCGCUGGCGGUGGGACUUCCCGAGGGUCUCAUGGGUAACUCUGAGGUUGGACACUUGAACAUUGGUGCUGGUCGCGUUGUGUGGCAGGAUGUUGUCCGAAUCGACCAAACUAUCAAGAACGGCCAGCUGGGCCAGAACGAUGUUAUCAAGAAGACCUUCCAGAGUGUUGCUGCUGGAAACGGCCGACUACACCUCUGCGGUCUUGUCUCUCACGGUGGUGUGCACGCCAAGCAAACCCACCUCUACGCCCUCCUCAAGGCCGCCAAGGAGUAUGGCGUGCCCAAGGUCUUCAUCCACUUCUUCGGUGAUGGCCGUGACACCGACCCCAAGUCCGGCGCUGGCUAUAUGCAGGAGCUUGUCGAUACUGCCAAGGAGAUUGGCAUUGGUGAGAUCAGUACCGUUGUUGGCCGAUACUUUGCCAUGGACCGUGAUAAGCGUUGGGACCGCCUCGAAGUUGCCCUUAAGGGUCUUGUCCUCGGCGAGGGUGAGGCCUCUGAGGAUCCCGUUGCUACCGUCAAGGCUCGAUAUGAGCGCGGCGGUGAUUUUGAUCGGGAUGAGUUCCUCACUCCCAUCAUUGUUGGUGGCGAUGAGCGCCGCAUUAAGGAUGACGAUACCGUCUUCUUCUUCAACUAUCGAUCCGACCGUGUCCGCCAGAUCACCCAGCUUCUUGGCGAUGUUGAUCGAUCUCCUCUUCCCGACUUCAAGUACCCCAAGAUCAAGCCCCUUGUCACCAUGACUCAGUACAAGGGUGACUACCCCUUUGAGGUUGCUUUCAAGCCCCAGCACAUGGGUAACGUCCUCGCCGAGUGGCUGGGCAAGCAGAACGUUGAGCAGGUCCACAUUGCUGAGACCGAGAAGUAUGCUCACGUCACCUUUUUCUUCAAUGGUGGUGUUGAGAAGGUCUUCCCUCUCGAAACCCGUGAUCAGUCCCAGGAUCUUGUCCCCUCCAACAAGUCCGUCGCUACCUACGAUCUUGCACCCGAGAUGUCUGCCGAUGGUGUCGCCGACCAGGUCGUCAAGCGCCUGGGUGAGCAGAAGUUCCCCUUUGUCAUGAACAACUUUGCCCCUCCUGACAUGGUUGGUCACACUGGUGUCUACGACGCUGCCGUCAUCGGCUGUGAGGCCACCGACAAGGCCAUUGGCAAGAUUCUCGAGGCCUGUAAGAAGGAGGGCUACGUCCUCUUUAUCACAGCCGAUCACGGCAACGCUGAGGAAAUGAAAUUCCCUGACGGCAAGCCCAAGACUAGCCAUACCACAAACAAGGUGCCCCUCCUUAUGGCCAACUACCCGGAGGGCUGGAGCCUCAAGAAGACCGACGAGGGUGUCCUCGGUGAUGUUGCCCCUACCGUGCUUGCUGCCAUGGGUCUGCCUCAACCCGAGGAGAUGACUGGCAAGUCUCUUCUCCAAAAAGCUUAAUGUUUAUGACGAUGAUGAGAGCACGUACCUAAAAUAAGAGUCCCUCGGGAUGGUGUAGCAGUAGUGGAUGUGGCAUUAGCGAUUUGUGAGUUGUUGGUUAUUGUUGUACGUGAGUCGAUGCGUUGACUCUGGAGUUGAGGGCGGAAGCGUUAGAAGUUAUGCUAGACUGCAUAGACAUAGAGUCGCAAUCCUAAAAUAGUAAAACGACCAGUAAUAGAGACGAACAACACUGUCUCUCAGUUUCUUGCCUGCCUCGGUACAAAUAUUCAAGUGAAUUAGUCCACCAUGAGACCGUCUAUGGAAUCGACUGAUAGUACCAGUUUCUGAAGGGACAGAUCAAGGCACUGAUAAAUAGACCCUAUCAGUGCAUCACUUCUGCUUGUUUCCUAAUACC
This is a messenger RNA of Fusarium odoratissimum NRRL 54006, 3193 nucleotides long. Its product is annotated as 2,3-bisphosphoglycerate-independent phosphoglycerate mutase. Gene Ontology annotation, cellular component: cytoplasm. Gene Ontology annotation, biological process: glucose catabolic process. The record is from RefSeq and is a predicted model, not a curated record. The coding region runs from base 1333 to 2799 and encodes 488 amino acids. NCBI's taxonomy places the organism in Eukaryota, Fungi, Ascomycota, Sordariomycetes, Hypocreales, Nectriaceae. The transcript is spliced from 5 exons. Gene Ontology annotation, molecular function: manganese ion binding.